Molecule: messenger RNA, 2754 nt
Organism: Suncus etruscus (white-toothed pygmy shrew)
Lineage: Eukaryota; Metazoa; Chordata; Mammalia; Eulipotyphla; Soricidae
Gene: ERMARD
Product: ER membrane associated RNA degradation
Exons: 21
Coding region: 1-2568 (855 amino acids)
Source: RefSeq, a predicted model, not a curated record
AUGGCGCCGCCCGCCCUCCCGGACCCCGCUCCGACGCCGCGGCCCUCGCCCGGCCCGCCUCGACGCGACUCGACGCGACGCGACGCGACACGACGCCGGCGCCGGCCCCUGUCCUCUCGCACCGCCCCGCGAGAGUUGGAGUCUCGCGCCUGCGCCGUGCGCGCCCGAGUGCGCGUGACGUCAUUUCCAGGCGCCGCAAGUCGCGGGGGCGGGGCGCGCGGGCCGCCCGCUCGCCUGUCGCCUGUCGCUUCCCGGCCGAGCGUCGAGGGCUUCUCGGAGCACAGCGCGCACUCCGGCCCGGCCGAGCUGCGACCUGCAAGCUCUUCGAUUCUCGACGUCCACACACCCGAGCUCCGGCGUUGCUUCCACUGUGUUUCCUUCAAAAGGCUGGGAAAGAUCCGUGUUUCAAGGACAUUUCAGAACUGGAGGAUGGUGUGCGCACCCAAGUUUCUGAUCAAGAAGGAAGAAGGGCAUAGUUUCCAGACUAAAUACAUAAACACUGUGCUCGUUUCUGUUAAUCAAUAUCUUUGGUUUUUGUUUCAGAUGUUAGAAGAUGAUGUUACCACCUGCCUCUCCCCUUCUGUGUAUGAUAUGAUCUGUAAAGCUGGGCUGGAAGUGAGAGAAAAAUGUGCCAUCAGCAGCAUCAUUAUGGAAGGUGGUGGUGUGUGCUGGAACACCAUCACAGACUGUUUGGUCUUCUCAGAAUUAGAUCAGAGUCUGGAUUACCGGGCCAGUGUGAUGCAGUUGGGCCCCAUGAGUGAGGCUGUCCAUUUGCACUUGUCAUCACUGACCAAGGCACAGUUCGAAGUGCAGUUUGUACCCUGGUUCCAGUGGACACGUCUGCCAGAGCUGUUCGCUGAAGCAUUCGAUGCCUUGGGCAGUCUGCACCCUGCUGCUGUUUGUCUCAGCCUGCUGAAGCUCACCUCAGUCCUGGAACGUGCCCUGGGCCAUGUAUUUUUGCUCAGUGGGAAGAAAUGCCCCUUCCUUUUACGAGACCUGCUCGCAUCCCAGGAGCUCACUCAAGUAUUUGGGAAGCCUGUGAUGGACACGCUUCGUGUUUUCAUGGGCUCCCCCCAUGGCCUCAACUUGCGCAACAUCCUGUGGCAUGGCUUUGCAGCACCUCAGGAAGUCCCCCCCAGGUACUGCUCAAUGCUGCUGGUGUUGACAGCGGGGCUGGGCCAGCUCCUGCUUGGGCACCUUGAGCACACCGGGCUUAUCCUGGACUCCCGGCCCCCCGUGGCUCUCACCAACCUGGAUGAACUCACUGUCUUCCCAGCUGUCACUCAUGAGCAGCUCUCGGUCCUGGAAGAGGUGAUGAAGAAAUCCACUUUCGUCUUGAGAAUCAUGCUGCCAUAUUGGGAAGCUGCCCUGGCCAGGUUCAAGUCACACAGGUUCCUGGAUUGCGCCAUCUUGUUGCUGACCCAACUGGAGACGGGCCUGAGGAGAGUGUUUGCAGCAGUGAACAAAUGUCCACAAAGACUGCUGACUGCAGAGUCAACAGCUCUUUAUACCACCUUCGAUGAAAUACUGGCCGAGCACUUGGGCAAUGGAAGAACCAAUCAGCUCCCCCUUUUUCUGGGACAACAUGCCAUGGAGUUUCUGUGGGAUUUCCUGAACCAUCAGGAGGGGCCCCGCCUCAGAGACCGCCUGAGUCAUGGGGAGUUUGACUUCUGGAACUUCCCUAGGGCCGUGGCCGAGCAGCUGCUGUCCUUCUCCUUGGUGCUGCUCCUGCGGUUUGUGGAUGAGGAGCUGCUGGUGGCCCUGAAGGAAAGAGCCGUGGUAAGCAUCCUGAUGAGAUGUGCUGAGGACUACCAACCUCGCUUUCACCCUUUAUCUCGACUGAAGACACAGGUGCUGAGCUGCGAACAGAGCCUCAAGCUGUGGCCUCGGUUGCUGUGGCCUGAAGAUGCCGGCCAGGACAAGGCCAGGUUGGAGCUGGACCCUGAAGCACAGGCCUGCGAUACUCUGAUUCAGAAGAUCGUGGGUGAGUUCUGCAGCCACCGGUCCAGCGCCUCCUGUACACCUAGUGUCCCAGAUGCAUCAUCUCUGGAGACCUGGGCUGCCCAUAUCCAGGAGCUGUGCCACGUGCCCGUACCCACUCUCUUCUGCCCCAGGGAAGUGCAGGAGGUGCUGGGGCUGCUUCGCAGCAUCGUGGCCCACUGUACCCGCCUGUCUAUCCAGGUAGCUGCCUCGGCAGAGCUGCGGCAGCGCAUGUGGGUGCAGAGGCAGUUGCGCUCUCGGCAGCGACAGAACUACCUGCGCAUGUGGCGGAGCAUGCAGCUUCUAUCUCCUGUGCUCUACCUGAUUCUCCUGCUGGUUGCUCUGGAAAUGGUCAGCAUUCAUGCUGUUCCAGGGAAGACUCCUGGAGAGUAUCAGCAAUACCUGAAGUUCCUCAAGGCCCUGCUGCAGUUGACUGAGAACCUGGUGUCUUACACCAGCCCCGAGAAGAACAAGUGGGACGAGACCAUCAGCCUUGUGUCCAGGGCCAUGAACAGAGUAUGGUCUGUGGCUGAGAGGCAGCAGAUGCUGAUGUACUCACCCCAGGCACCCCCUAGCCCUGCUGAGUGACGGAGAUGCUCCCAGCACAUUCCUCCAUCCUGCAGGAACUAGCAGCUUCAAUGUCGGGCUGAGCUCAGAUGAGGCUCUCAAUGGCCAUUGGCUGUGGAACCUGAUGCACAGUGAUGACUCACUGGCACACAUGCCUCUGCGGGUCGAGCUUUCCUGGGAAAUGUGCUGGGAGAGUCAAGCACAGCC